CUACACUUUCAAUUUUGCAAUACAACCCUCUUUGUGUAAUAUCUCUCUCUCUCUCUUCUCUUCAUCAGACCUCCUUCAUCAUCAAUUUUCUCUAUCUCUUCAUGACGACUAGGAUCCCUUUCACUGAGUCACAAUGGGAAGAGCUUGAAAAUCAAGCUCUUGUCUUCAAGUAUUUAGCGGCAAACAUUCCAGUUCCACCUUAUCUCCUAUUCCUCAUCAGAAGACCCUUUCUCUUCUCUUCUUCUUCUUACUCCUCAUCUUCCAACUUCUUUUCUCCACACUUUGGGUGGAAUGUGUACGAGAUGGGCCGGGAUGAAAGAAAGAUAGACGCAGAGCCAGGAAGGUGCCGAAGAACUGAUGGAAAGAAAUGGAGAUGCUCUAAAGACGCUUCUCCAGAUUCUAAGUACUGUGAAAGACAGCAUAGAGGCAAGAACCGUUCAUCAAGAAAGCCUCUGCCUCCUCCUCCUCAAUUUUCUGUUCCCUCUACACCAAGUAUCUUUCUAGACUUUUCUCUCGCUUCCUCCAGGGCAAAAAGUAAAAGAACUGGAUACAUGAAUGAUUUCUUCUCCAUAGAGCCUUCCGGGUCAAUCAAAAGCUGCUCUGGCUUAGCAAUGGAAGAGGACGGUGGCUCUUCUAAGUAUGAGUCUCUGAAACAAAGGGAGAAGCAGCCUGAUCGAAGUUGCUUUAUCCUUGGCACUGAGUUAGGGACGCUUGAGAGGCCAUUAAUGCUUGAGGCGAAGCAAAAACAAAGAGAUGAUAAAGAUUAUGAAGAAGAAGAGCAACGGAGUAAGAUAUUUUAUAAGUUUCUUGAUGAAUGGCCUUCUUCUAAGUCUUCUGGAAGCACCUCACUCUUCAUUUGAUUAUGUUUUCAUUAAUGUUAACAUUGUUUCUUAUUUGGUUACUA
Brassica oleracea var. oleracea is the source of this 904-nucleotide messenger RNA. RefSeq names its product growth-regulating factor 6. The record is from RefSeq and is a predicted model, not a curated record. Gene Ontology annotation, molecular function: ATP binding. Gene Ontology annotation, biological process: regulation of DNA-templated transcription; DNA-templated transcription; developmental process. Gene Ontology annotation, cellular component: nucleus. Lineage: Eukaryota; Viridiplantae; Streptophyta; Magnoliopsida; Brassicales; Brassicaceae.